This is a messenger RNA of Penaeus vannamei (Pacific white shrimp), 681 nucleotides long. The record is from RefSeq and is a predicted model, not a curated record. NCBI's taxonomy places the organism in Eukaryota, Metazoa, Arthropoda, Malacostraca, Decapoda, Penaeidae.
UUCCAGACAAGCUCUAUGUUUAUGGCUGUGAGUACAACCUUCGACCAGAUCAUUGUAUGUACAUGAGUGUAUGUAAAGCAGCUGAGAAGCAUGGAGUUUUUGUCCUGCAUGGAAACAGAGGAACUUUUCAUAGUGACAAACAACCAGCUUUUCGAGCAGUGUAUCGUGCUUGGGAGGAGUAUAAACUUGGUGACGAUCUGAGGCAGAACCUAUACUACCCAAUGCAGCGUUAUCUCAUCAAAACCACCAACACAAACUGCGGGAAGAUCCACAGUGCUUACCUAAAGGCACUGGGGUCUCUGGUGAGGCUUAGAUGACAGGGGUGAAUGUAGUGUUUUCUACUUUUGUAUAUAUUCUUGCUGUGUAGCCUUUAUCUUUCUAUCUUUGAUAUUGAUUAUUUGUUGAUGGGCAGCUUACAGAAAUUAUCAUAUUUAUUAUUAUUACCUGUUGAUCAGGACUCAAAAACAUUUUUGUGUGUACAGUAAAAGAAUAGUUAUUUUUCUUUCUUUCAUAUCUUUACUUUUUAAGUUGGUACCAAAGCCAUGGUUAGAAUGAUUUUUUUGCAGCUUGUUACAAGUACUGCAGCUGAUCUUGUCAUAUCUAAAACAUCAAAAGUAAAAAAAUGAGGUGUUGAUAUUUACUUAUAGUUCAUAAGUAAAUAUGUAUAUAUAUAUACGGAAA